UCCGCCGUGAGUCAGCCCUCGACAUCCGCUCAGCAUCGCCGCCUCGCCCUCGACAUCCGCCGUCUGUCAGUCCUCGACAUCCACCGUCCGUCAGCCCUGACUUCAGCGUCGGAUCACGCCGCCACCUCUCCAUUUGCUCAUCAGUUGAUUUAUCAUUUUGCAAAUUAUAGUUUGCAACCAUAAUUGGGAUACGUGAUACAACAAUGGUUGAAGAUGAAAACAAAAAUAUAGCCCUUGACCUUGAAGGCGAGGACCAUGGUUUACUAUCUACGACAAGUUUUUUCUCUCAGGCAUCUCAGCAUGAGCCAAAUGUUGAUGAGCCUAUUGGCAUUGAAAAUGGUGAAGGUAAUUUUGUUGUUGAUCCAUAUAUUGGAAUGGAGUUCGCUACUCAUGAGGAAGCUUAUAAUUUCUACAAUGCAUACGCCAGACUAAAGAGAUUUGGUGUUCGCAAGGGUCACACAACUUGGUCGAGAAAGAAAGAUGCAAUCAUAUCUAGAAUAUAUGUAUGUGACAAGGAUUUAAAUUUUUAAAAGAUAAAA
Messenger RNA from Asparagus officinalis (garden asparagus), 539 nucleotides. RefSeq names its product protein FAR1-RELATED SEQUENCE 12-like. The coding region runs from base 204 to 530 and encodes 108 amino acids. The record is from RefSeq and is a predicted model, not a curated record. Lineage: Eukaryota; Viridiplantae; Streptophyta; Magnoliopsida; Asparagales; Asparagaceae. The transcript is spliced from 3 exons.